This is a messenger RNA of Aureobasidium uvarum, 1866 nucleotides long. Lineage: Eukaryota; Fungi; Ascomycota; Dothideomycetes; Dothideales; Saccotheciaceae. The record is from the annotation of a GenBank genome assembly.
AUGGCCAACUCGACCAUUAUCCACUUUCCUUCCGCAACUUGCAAACUUGAGGAUGUAGCCGCUAGAGAAGUCGGCGAAGACAUUGUACUUCACGGCUAUCUGGGCACGCAAAGGCAAGCUGGCAAAAACUUGCUCUUCGCUGAACUUCGCAGCACAAGUUUAUCACAUUCCAUCCAACUGGUUGCCUCAAACAAGACCAGCAUUGAUGGAGAAAGCGUCUUUGACAAACUCAGCGGACUGAACAUUGAAACACCCGUAGCCAUUGAGGGAAAGAUUAAGAGUCGUAAAGCUAAGCCAUCUACUUCCAAAGCAGAGGAAGGAGCUGUGCAACAAGUGACAGAUGUUGAGAUUGAACUGACGAAGAUAUCUCCGCUGAACUACUUCCCUAAGGAUAUCAUGGUCACUCAGGAUUCCGUCUUUUCUGCAGAGCAAAGACAUCUGCAACUAAGAAUGGAGAAACCACUACGAGAUGCACUAGCUUUCAGAAGUAAAGCAGCCAGCAUUCUACGGACAGAACUUUGUGAGGGCAAAGACUUUGUCGAGAUCGAAACACCUCUGUUAUUCAAGUCGACUCCUGAGGGUGCUCGUGAAUUCUUGGUCCCCACACGCACACCCGGCCUUGCAUACGCCCUUCCGCAAAGCCCUCAGCAGUACAAGCAGAUUCUGAUGGCAAGCGGCAUACCACGCUAUGUGCAAUUUGCAAAGUGUUUCCGUGACGAAGACCUCCGCGCGGACAGACAACCAGAAUUCACACAAGUAGAUCUCGAAAUGUCUUUUGCGACUGGAGAGGAUGUGAUGAACACAGUGGAGUCUGUCGUCAAGACGCUAUGGCAGAAGCUGCUUGGGAUCUCGCACGAUGAACCAUUCCCGCAACUUUCAUACGAGGAUGCAAUGUCAACGUACGGCUCUGACAAGCCUGAUGUUCGUCUUGGAUCCAAGAUUUCACGCGUUGAGUAUAUGCUACCUGUGGAUCUUGUCCGCAAGAUUGGUCCCUUGCACGAUCCGAUUGUCGAGGUCCUCAAAAUAUCUAUCUCUGAAGAUGCGAAGGAAACCCGUGGAUUUGUGAGUCGCUUCAUGGACUCGCCAGAAGCCAGACCCUUCAACGAAAACCCAGAGGGUCAGCCCGGCAUCUUCAUCUACGACCCCCGCAAACCACUUUCAGGUCUUUCGGUGUUUGGCUUUGAAGCUGCGGAAACGAUAGAAGAGACACUGGAUCUUGAGGAAGGAGACUUGGUGGUACUCCAAGCUCGUAAGAAUGCACCCCAUGCAGGUGGUUCAACGCCACUUGGAAACCUACGUCUAGCUCUACACAAGUUUGCCGUGCAACACAACUACAUGCCCGCUCCCCAAGGAUUUAAAUUUCUAUGGAUCACUGACUUCCCGUUGUUCUCGCCUUCUGUAGCGAAUGAGCCUGGUCAAGGUGGUGCUGCGGGAUUAAGCUCUACGCACCACCCUUUUACUGCGCCCAAGACGGCCCAAGACGUGGAUCUGCUGCUUACAGACCCAGCCGCCGUCAAGGCUGAGCACUACGACUUGGUGGUCAACGGCGUCGAGCUCGGUGGCGGCAGUCGCAGAAUCCAUUCAGCAGCCAUGCAGCAGUUUGUCCUGCGUGAAGUCUUGAAGAUGAGUGAAGAGAGACUCAAGGACUUUGACCACCUGAUUGAGGUAUUGAGAGCAGGAUGUCCGCCACAUGCGGGUAUGGCACUAGGUUUUGACAGACUCAUUGCAGUCAUGCUCGGCAAAGAGAGCGUCAGAGAUGUAAUUGCUUUCCCAAAGAGUGGACGUGGUGAAGAUUUACUCGUCAAAAGUCCCACACGCAUGACGGAAGAUCAACUCAGGACAUACCACCUCAAACUCAGAGAGUAA